AUGGAUCUUGAGAAGUUAACGGUAAUUGGUAAAGAAUUGGGUUUCACAGGGGCUUCGCUAAAGCAAUGGAUAGACAAAGAACGCGCACGCGAAAGAGAGGAGCGUCUAACAGAACGAGAAAGGACUCGAGAAGUGGAAGCUCAAACGAGCGCUCGUUUAGAAGCAGAACGCACUGUGCUAGAGCUGACGUCGCGGUUACAAGAGCAGCAAGGAGGAUCGAUCGCUCGGGUUCCAGAUGCAUCUGAUCAGGGUACGUCUCCUAGUGUCGCGCAGGGGUAUCGAAGUCCACAUAAACUUAUACCUCCCUUUAACGAAAGGAGCGAUGAAUUGGAUGCAUACAUCCAACGUUUUGAGCGGGUGGCAACAAGUCAAGGAUGGCCGCCGGAAAAAUGGGCCUUGUCCUUGAGCCUAUGUUUGAAAGGAGAAGCGUUAAGCGUAAUAGGACGCAUGGCUGCCGACGAUGCCAUGGACUAUGAUAAACUGAAGCAGACCCUUCUCCAACGAUUUCAAUAUACUGAGAAAGGAUAUCGUGUCCAGUGCAGGGAGGCGAAACCAGAGAACUCCGAAACGGGAAGACAAUUUUCUGGUCGUCUAUUAGGUUAUUGUGACCACUGGCAGGAGAUGGCAAGGACGGAGCGCACUUAUGACGCACUUCGGGACAAAAUUGUCUCCGAAGAGUUUCUGAACAAAUGCCACGAGAAACUAGCAAUUUUUAUAAAGAAAAGGGGCUGCCAAGGGCUCGACAAGCUAGCAGAAACUGAAGACCACUACCUCGAGGCCCAGGGGCUGGUCAACCUCGGCAAAAAGAAAGAAGAGACUGACAAGCCGACAGGGCAAGUUAGGAUGUCUGAUCCUCAAGGUGCAAAGAGAAAUCUGCAGUGCUUCCUUUGCAAUAAACAAGGCCAUCGGGCAGCAGACUGUUGGGCAAAAUCAAGAGGACCCGAUCAGAAGACGAAUUUCUGCUGGAAAUGUCGCAAAAACCGGCAUAAAGCUGAGGCUUGUCCGAAGAAGACAGACGGUGGUGGACAGGCGUCAUGUUCUCUGACACGUCAGAAGGAUCGUAACGUCUACGGAUCUGGAAGUCGUCCAUCUGAACGCCUUGCUGGGAAAGCUGAAGAGGACAAAACGGGAACUGACGUUCAAGCAGACGGCAUGCCCACGGCUACAGGACUACUUGAAGGUCAUCAGGUCACCGUCCUGCGAGAUUCUGGGUGUAACUCGGUCAUAGUCAAGCAGUCACUGGUUCCUGACGUCAAAUUUACAGGACGAAACCGCGUUAUCAUCCUGCUCGACCGGACAGAAUUGUGUCUGCCUGAAGCGGUGGUUGACAUUGAUUCCCCCUAUUUCCAAGAGCCAAACGAGUCACAGACCGGGGCCGCAGCUAAGCUGGCCUCGCGAAACUCUGGUCAAUUACCUGUGGCGGUAGUGAAUCCAUUGGCCAUCAACUCGACGGAGCUGAGCGCCAAGCAGAGAGAAGACAGUACCCUCCAAGAUGUUUUGAAGCGGUUGGGAACAAAGUUGCUACAAGAUCAGCUGACAUUGAGGUCACACUAA
Messenger RNA from Ixodes scapularis (black-legged tick), 1554 nucleotides. RefSeq lists its product as uncharacterized. The transcript has 2 exons. Lineage: Eukaryota; Metazoa; Arthropoda; Arachnida; Ixodida; Ixodidae. The record is from RefSeq and is a predicted model, not a curated record. Gene Ontology annotation, molecular function: nucleic acid binding; zinc ion binding. Bases 1 to 1554 code for a protein of 517 amino acids.